This is a messenger RNA of Schizosaccharomyces japonicus yFS275, 1038 nucleotides long. Its product is annotated as complexed with Cdc5 protein Cwf15. NCBI's taxonomy places the organism in Eukaryota, Fungi, Ascomycota, Schizosaccharomycetes, Schizosaccharomycetales, Schizosaccharomycetaceae. The coding region runs from base 72 to 839 and encodes 255 amino acids. The record is from RefSeq and is a predicted model, not a curated record. Gene Ontology annotation, molecular function: RNA binding. Gene Ontology annotation, cellular component: spliceosomal complex; Prp19 complex; post-mRNA release spliceosomal complex. The transcript is spliced from 2 exons. Gene Ontology annotation, biological process: mRNA splicing, via spliceosome.
UACACUGAACCAAGUAUAUCAGCUAAAAACACGAAAACACAAUAAUUGUCAGAUAUAACUAAUUCGGCAGAAUGACGACUGCUCAUAGACCUCAAAUUGAUCCCGCAAGGGGAAGGAGCGAAAUGGCUCCUACACGGAUUACAGCCAGUCGUGCCCUUCCCGCUCAUUUGAAGCUGAAAUAUCGACAAGCCUCCCAGGGAACUGAAAACGAAAUUCAAAAACGCGAUCUUCGUGCAGAUUUGCUGGAGGCAGAAGCAAGACAUUAUGCCAAAAUCGGAAAACCAAACCCUAAUAUCCUCAAGAACAAAACACUAAAGGCAAUUGAAGGCGUUAAAGAUGAAACGAUUUCCACAACGAAGCUCAGUAAGUUUGCUGAAAUUUUAGAAAGCACUCGUGAGAUCGACGCCGACACAGACAGCAGUGAUUCUGAGUCAGAGAAUGAAAUCGAAGCAAAAAGUCCUUCACAGAAAACACAGCACGUUUCGGAUUCUUCCUCCAGUGACGACUCUGAAGAUGACGACGAUGACGACGAGGAUGAAGAAGAGCAGCUUUUGCGUGAACUAGAGCGAAUUAAGGAAGAACGUCGUCAGGAACAAGCCCGUCAAGAGGCUUCAGCGCAAGAAGAACAGCAGAAAAAAAGAGAACGAGAGAUGCUUAUGAGCAACUCUUUGCUAAGCAAACCAGCUGGUGAGUCUUUUGCCGUAAAGCGUCGUUGGGACGAGGAUGUCAUAUUCCGGAAUACACACAAGGGAGUAGACGAAAAACGUCCAAAGGAGUUUGUCAACGACAUGCUCCGAAGCGACUUUCACAAAAAGUUCAUGGCUCGUUUCGUACGCUGAAUAGUGUUUUUUCGAAACGACCCGAAAGCUGAUUCACCAUUUCCCAUAUGCUGAAACCCAAAACUACACUGCUCCUUACCCAUGUUAUCUAAUAGGUUAUGAUAUUUUUUUAUUUUGUUGGUCUGUAACUAUGAAGCACAUACACGAAUUCAUCCAACCAGUCCAUACCCAUAGCCAUUCCGUAUUCCCCACACCUCUG